AUGAGAGAAGAGGAGAGAGGCAAUCUGGGCAGAUUUGAGGUGUUCUUGGACGAAUCUGCAUCGAUCUGUUGCUGUUCUUCGCUUCUUCCUUCUCCUUUCCAUGUUUCUAGCCAAAUCAAGGAAGAAUCGGCAUCUGGAACUAGUCGGGCGACACCAAGUUUGGUAUCGGUCGACACGACACAAGUGGGUGUCGACCGACACAAGUGGGUGUCGACCGACACCAAGCGGGUGUCGCUCGACACUAAUCGAUCGUGCACCGCUGCUCUCUCACCUCCAAGAAAAACUUCUUCCGUUCAGAAAAUUCUCCCCCUUCCUCCGGAGCCACCGGAUCCGCCGGAUCCAUGGGUACUGUCCCCUCCACCGUUCUCUGCUGCAAUGAACCCCGAUCUCCACCUGCCGCCGUCUGCUACUGUAUCUCUUAUCCCUGAGAUGAGAUCUAGCCUCUCCUGCCUCACUCGCUCAGAUCUGUUGUGCUUCCCAUUUGAUACCGCAAAGGCUCACUGUUCUAAACAUCUUCUCUGUUUGCUUAAUUGUGUUGUGCCUUAG
Molecule: messenger RNA, 546 nt
Organism: Microthlaspi erraticum
Lineage: Eukaryota; Viridiplantae; Streptophyta; Magnoliopsida; Brassicales; Brassicaceae
Source: the annotation of a GenBank genome assembly